GGAGGGAAAGGGGAGGAGUGAACGGCGACCGCGGGGGAGAGAAAUGGGCAUCUUUCUGGGCUUCUCCGAAGGGAUGGAUGCGAUUUAGAAGAAAGAGGCGCCCGCUGGAGCUAGGCGGGGGCUCGUCCCUGGGACCGGCAAGCGAGCUAGGUCAAAGCUAGGAUGCAACAUUUGGCUAAAUUUUGGAAAGUAUCUGGAGGCUUCACCAUAGACUUUGAAGGCUGCAGAUUUUAUACUCCUGAGCCAUACCAUUCAACAGGACAAGAGAGGCAUCAGGUGGAAUUAAAUUUGGCCCAGUGGACACCAUGGCUACCAGUGCUGUGCCAAAUGAGAACCUGCCCACUUACAAAUUAGUGGUGGUUGGAGAUGGGGGUGUCGGGAAAAGUGCCCUCACCAUUCAGUUUUUCCAGAAAAUCUUUGUGCCAGAUUAUGACCCAACGAUCGAAGAUUCCUAUUUGAAGCACACAGAGAUAGAUGGGCAAUGGGCAAUCCUGGAUGUCCUGGACACUGCUGGUCAAGAAGAAUUCAGUGCAAUGAGAGAGCAGUACAUGAGGACUGGAGAUGGCUUUCUUAUAGUCUAUUCGGUCACAGAUAAAGCCAGCUUUGAACAUGUGGAUAGGUUCCAUCAACUCAUUCUCCGAGUUAAGGAUAGAGAAUCUUUUCCAAUGAUUUUAGUGGCCAACAAAGUUGAUCUAAUGCAUUUGAGAAAAAUCACCCAAGACCAAGGAAAGGAGAUGGCAGCCAAGCACAAUAUUCCAUAUAUAGAAACUAGUGCUAAGGAUCCUCCACUGAAUGUUGACAAAGCCUUCCAUGAUCUUGUUCGAGUAAUCAGGCAACAAGUUCCGGAAAAGAACCAGAAGAAGAAAAAGACCAAAUGGCGAGGAGACAGAGCAACUGGUUCCCACAAACUGCAUUGUGUGAUUUUGUGACUGUCUCUUCCUAUGUUUCUCAUUUUCCCCCCAUUCCAACUUGAACCAAUUCUACAACCUAACUGCAACUUGACUUUUCAAGAAAACAGUUCCUGCCCAAAAGAACUCAAAGGGAAAAGUUCUGGGCGGUCUUGAGAUUCAGCCACAUGAUUAUUUGGCAAAUGAUGCAGAAUUGGUUUACCUAAAAAAGAAAAGAAAGAAAAAGA
This is a messenger RNA of Thamnophis elegans (Western terrestrial garter snake), 1135 nucleotides long. RefSeq names its product muscle RAS oncogene homolog (gene MRAS). The transcript has 7 exons. Gene Ontology annotation, molecular function: GTP binding; GDP binding; GTPase activity. NCBI's taxonomy places the organism in Eukaryota, Metazoa, Chordata, Lepidosauria, Squamata, Natricidae. The coding region runs from base 306 to 929 and encodes 207 amino acids. Gene Ontology annotation, biological process: signal transduction. Gene Ontology annotation, cellular component: plasma membrane. The record is from RefSeq and is a predicted model, not a curated record.